This is a messenger RNA of Maudiozyma saulgeensis, 2358 nucleotides long. NCBI's taxonomy places the organism in Eukaryota, Fungi, Ascomycota, Saccharomycetes, Saccharomycetales, Saccharomycetaceae. The record is from the annotation of a GenBank genome assembly.
AUGUCUGAUGAGGAUUCACUUUCCUUUGGGGAGGAUUUCGAUGAGCUUUUAGAACUGGCAAAUAAACCACCAAAGUCAACCCAGGUAACUACUGCUCCCACGACACAGACAAAUACUAGUACGUUAACUACAGAUACCAACAAUAGUAAUGAAAGCCGAACAGAUCUAAAUGACGGGAAUGUUCUAGAACACCAAUUGAAUGAGGCAAAGGGAGAAGCAAGCGUGCUUAGAGAUAAGAUCUCACGUCUCAAUCAAGAAAGAGAACAAGAGAGAAAAUUAUUACAAGAACAAAUGACGAAAUUGAGCGAAGGCCAUAUCACUGAGGAAGGUAAUUUGAAACAAACCAUUCAAAGGUUACAAGACGAGAAAAGAUUUCUCACAAUGGGUGCAAAGACAGCUGCCGCUACAGCGGCUACUAUGGCAACCGUAUCAUCAUCAACUGCCGUAUCAUUAUCAACGUCAUCCUCGUCUCCAGUCACACCAGUAUCAAUAAAUUCCUCACGUAUAAGAAAUGCUAGUAUAAGUUUAAAUAACCGACAUAGAGGGCAACCUGGAAGUAGUGUUACUAGUUCACCUAUAGUUAAGAGAAGAAAGAUUGGUGAAACUUUACCACCACCUAAAAAAAAUGGCAAUAAUAGUCCUGCAGUCCUUUUGAAUCUUAAUAAAAUAACUGCAGAUGAAGUAAGUUUAUUAUUUGAUGCAAUUAUAUCUCAUAGAUCGGUUGGUACCGAUAUGACCACAAUAGAAAUUUUGAAUAAAUUAACAUUGAAAAAUAUUCAAAGUUCUGAAUUGAAGGAAGAUUAUAGAAUUUGGGAUAAUGAAUCUAUUGGUAAAUCAUUAUUUAUUCUGCUCUCUGAUACUAAGAAAAGUUUAUCGUUAGAUAAAUGCAUUGGGAUUCUUCAGGAGAAGAUAGCUUUUUUAAUUAAGACUAUAUGUUUUAAUGAGACCGAGUCUAACAUUGCUGUACCAUUCUUAUUGGAAAUCAUGUACCAAAUUAUUACAUUUAGACCAAGUGCUGUGAGACAGUAUGUGUUGAAAAAUACAUUUAUGUUCCUUUGUGACUUAAUACGAGUGGAAGAACAUACAUUAAUGGAAUCCAAAUUACCACAGGAUUACGAAAAUGAACAAUUACAACCACAAAUAUUUCAAUUUGAGUUAAUUAAUAACUUGGUUAUAUUCAACUCUUUUGACUUGUUGGAAAUGUCACUUAGAAUAUUACAAUCACAUCAGAUAUCAAAGGAAGAUUUUAAAUCAUUUUUUGAUCCAACUUUAAUGACUCUACUUAAAUCUAUCUAUAAGUUGGCAUUACCAAUCUCGUAUAAAAUCAAUUUUAGAGUGACUAUUAAUAUAAUAGAGACAUUAAAAACAAUAGCUAAUAUUCAGGAAAGCCUAUUACCAAUUGAUAAUGCUAAUAUUGGAAACAAGGAUUCAAGCACUGGGUCACUUUUAGAAUCUUCGUGGUGGAAUGAAUGUAUUUUCAGAGUAUAUUCGAUUUUAGAAAAAGAAAUUAAAAACACAGAUAUUGAUGAUUCAACAGAUAUUAAAUACGCACUAAAUUUUAGUCGAUAUCAUGACAGUUUUGGAUUAAUAAGGAAUAUUGGAAACGAUACCAUUGGACAAAUAAUUCCAAAAUUAAUAGAUCCGAACAUUAUUCAGGGGACACCUUCAGUAAUAUCAAAGGAUGAUUUACAAUUAACUAAUCAUGAUGAUGAUAUUGAUUUUCAAUUUGAAUAUUGGAAUUUUUUAUUGAAAAAUGAGAUAUUAAAUCUGUUUGACUCCUUAUUGGCACUAUACCCAAAUGAUUUACAAAUAGCGAAUAGUGAAAUGUUAUCAAGUUUAACGAAAUUACUUUCUAGAGAACAAGAGAUUUUGUUGGAAAGAAGCAUUGGGCAAGAUUCUCCAAAUGUCAUACAUAGGCAAGAAAUUAUUGAGCAUUUGGUUUCAACUAUCUUUAGAGUUUGGACCCAAAAUCGUCGUAAUAUAGACACUGAAAGAGUUAAAGAAUUUGAAAAUGAGUUAUUUAUGGCAUUAUGGAGAAUAGUUGCCACUAGUAAUGAUACAGUUGUAAAUCCAAAACGAAGUACUAUAGAACUUAAUGAUCAAGCUAUCCUUGUGGAUUCAUUAUAUCGAAUGGCACUUGAUGACGAUAUUAAUUAUUAUGAGGAUGCUUUUGACGAUAUACCUGAUUAUGUGAAGGAUGAAAUUGAGGCUGGACUUCAAGAACGGACUUCCAAAAUCAUGCAAAUUAAAUAUAACGAUACUUCUUUAUCGAUGGCACGUCAUAUCCUUGAAGCUGAAGUCGGUAGCUCUGUAUCUAUGGAAAAUGUAGAUUCUUUAUAUAAAGCUAUGGGUUUAUAG